This is a messenger RNA of Thamnophis sirtalis, 482 nucleotides long. Lineage: Eukaryota; Metazoa; Chordata; Lepidosauria; Squamata; Natricidae. The record is from RefSeq and is a predicted model, not a curated record.
GUGCUGUACGUGAAAAAUCUGAGUCGCAGCGCCACAGUGAAGGACCUUCUGCCCUUGUUCUCCCGCUUCCAAGAGAAGGAUGCCACCCCCCUUCGUCUGCGCCUGCUGAGCGGGCGCAUGAAAGGCCAGGCCUUCCUCACCUUUCCCACCGUGUCCCAGGCCCAGGAAGCCUUGGAGCUGCUCAACGGGUUCCUCCUGCGAGGGAAGCCGCUCAUCCUCGAGUUUGGCCGGAGCGGGAAGCCGGCUUCCGCCCUGGGCCCUGGAACCGACUCUGCACUCCGGGAGAACGGCGGACAGUCGGACAAAUCCUACAGCGUUGGGGUAGCUUGACGGCUUUGCCUGCAGGCAGAGAAGACUAUUGCGGCUGGGGCGCCUGUGAGCCCUUUGUCUUCUACCUACAGAGGGAGCAGACUGCACGCAGGGAGCGGGGAAUAAAAGUGGCCGAGCUGCAGGAGUCGUUUUGUUAAGCCAGCAUUGGAGGA